UAUCAGUCAUUUCACUCUGUCUGUCUCUUUCCUUCACCMUUGAAUUCCUUUAGUUUUAUGGCAGAUGAUCACCUUGGUURAAGAUUAAAAUGGUUUCCCUCCAAGAGCACCUCCCAAGCACCUCCCAAUGCUCACAGCAUGAAUUUGUUACUCUGAGUACUGAGCUGAGUACUAAACUUACUGAUGGCAGCAAGUCCAAUGGCCCACUUCUUUGCAGAAUAAAGAUAUUCAUUCAGACUAGUAUAAGCUAUUAAAUGAAAAAGUGCGAGUAUUCAGUGAUAUGUCUUAAUGGAUGGCAAUGGGGCAUUUGUUAAACUAUUUUUAAUUAAACUUUGAUGGAGAUAUUCCAGCAAUCUAUAGUUCAAAUUGAACCAAGUGACUUCAACCCAGAAGCCCAUGAACAAAUAUGGCAACUGGAUUUAAGCAGCGACUUUCAAAGUAUUUUAGAGACCAUAAGGAACAACAAAGACACCUCUCGAGUCUACUAUAUUCAUGGAGAACCUGGAAGCGGUUGCUCAACAUUGCUGCAAGGUCUUUGCCAGCAGCUCUGCAACACUAAUKUUGUAAARGAGUCAGAAAUAUUGUUUCUUUCUCUGAAUGAAGGCUGUCGUAAGGCAUUGUUUUGGGAAUUUAUGUCAAAGUUAGCCAAAAAGAAAAAUGAUGCUGAGAAAGUGUCCUUAUUCUCUAAAUCAUCAGUCAACAAAGAUCUGAAGAAAGAAGGUCUUGUUGAAUUCUUUGAGGAUCACUUUAAAGUCAUAUGUAUUGAUAAUGGAGAUCUAUGUCUUAAGUUUAUUGAUUCCUUUCUUGGUGAAGUCUUAAAGACAUGCAAGAUCACAAGUGUUUUGGUAAUUGCUAGCCAAACAGACAAUGAUAGACCUUCAGAUGAUGUUUUGUCCAAUGUAACMGUCAAUGGUCUUUGUGAUUCUGCUGCAAGAAACUUAUUCUCUACUGAACUACAACAGUUAACACUAAAAGACGAUGAACUAUCUAAUCUCUGUGAUUUGGUCAAUUGUAAUCCUGUUGCAAUACAACUGGUCUGUGCUUUCUUGAAUAAUCAAGAAGAAAAUGACAGUCUGUCUGUAUUAGAAUGGACUGACACUGCAGGGCAGAAGUCAUGUGUCUUAGAGAUGGUGCUCAGAUUGACCAAUAAGCAUCUGAAGGCUUCAAGUACUGGAAUACUUUGCGAGCUAUGCUUUCUUCAGCAGCCUCUUCCUKUGUUAAAUAUGCCUCCUGUAUUAGAAGAACUAAUUAAGUUAAAGCUACUUAGAGUUCAAAACAAAGAGGAAAUACAAUGUAUCCAUCUUCCUUCUACGUUGAAAAAGUAUUUGAAAUGCCAGAAAGAUUUGUACAGUGAACCUGAYAUWGWAUUUGAUGUUCUUCAUCACUGGUURAGUCUGGUUUCCAAUCAAAAACURCAUUCACUGAUUAAAGAAGCUGAAGAGCAUGCCUGGCCUUUUGUCCCUGAGUCAUGGCAAUUCAUUGAUGACAAAGAUGUUGGAAAAAAUGAAAGCUUUAAUGURAAAGAGCACAUCAUUUCCAAGAAUGUUCACAUGCCAUCACUCACAGAACUSCAGAUUCUCCAUGAAUGUUUGUAUCAUGCAUAUCUGCAGAAAAAUUUCAAGAAAUUGGCAGCAGUCACAUUUGUUCUUGACAGAUUUCUUUUUUGGCAAGGAGACAAGAAGAUAUCAAUGGCCAUAGUGGAUUAUAUUCAAGAACACAGCCCUGAAACUGCUAUUGCACCACAGCUGCUAGUAAGAAGGGCAAGGAAUAUGAAGAAUGAAGGCAAUCUUAGAGGAGCAGAGGAAAUCCUGGACGAAGUAUCCAAAGAAAAAGAAGGGGUUGGGCAUUGGAAGCACAGACAUGAAUUCCAAGCAGACCUUACGAGGGCUGCAUGUAUUCAGCUUAAGGGUGAAAUACAGUACAUCCUUGGAAAUUGGUUGAAGUCUGCUGGACUUCUUCUGGAAUCCAUUGAAUUGUUUGCAAAUCUUCCAAAUCCUGAUAARAAGGGGCUUUCGCUUGGUUAUGGAUUGCUGUGCCCAUGUCUUCGCAACAUGACAUCCAGGGACUAUUCUAUUUUGGCUCAGRAAUUUGGGCUUGUUCAGUUACAUCCUCUUCUUGCGGCAUACAUCAGUGCUCAAGAGGCCGCAAAAUCGUCAACGUACACCCCGAUGUUCUUUGUCAGRCACGUUUGCCAUGCAGGUGAAGUAUUGUUGGAGUUUAUCAAGCUUUCAACGCACAAAGAAGAAAGGCAAAUGYUGUUGAGAGUCGCUAUUGAAGACCUGAAAGAUAGCAUCCAGGCCCAUCAGUCGUUCAAGUCCCUGACCAGCAGGGAACAGUUCUACAUUCUUGUCUUAGCAUGUUUCAAAUUGAGCCUUGCGCUAUUAGAACGUCAAUCGGAAAAUGACAAAGAUGUAGGAAGAAGCUUAAAACCUAUAGCAGCAAAGCURUUUGAGCACUACUGCUCUUCUACUGGCCACGUUCUGGUGGAUGACCGAGUAGUGGAACUUAUUAAAAAGUGCCUUGAUUUACUUAGAUUGGAGACGUACCACARCGAUAAUUUACCAGAUUCUGGACAAAUUCUUUUAAAAUAUUACAAGCGGCGUGGAGCCCAGCGUUUGGAAGAAAAUACUCGUCUUAGAGUUGAGGGGUUAUUUGCCAAUAACAAACAGAUGCCUUCAAUGCCGGGGUCUCCUGAAUCGUUAACUUAUGAUGAAAGUAGCCUUUUUGGCUCCCCAGGCAACAAUAAUCAGCAUAUAUCAAGAAAUGAUGUCGAGAAAUACCCAGUCAUUGAAACUAUAUCAGAAAGAUUGACCGACGAGUCUGUCGACCGUUGCGCAGUUACAAUCGAAGAUAAGGGURCUUCGGAUAAAGAUAGGGAUAGUCCACCAGAAAAUGGUAUUGAUGUCGAUCAAGAAUUUGAAUCCAAACCUGGUGAAGAUACAGGCAGAUCAGAAAAGGAUGGGACUGUGGAUCGCUGUKCACGGACAGUGGAAGAGGAAAAAACUUUAAGCGGUAUGAWUGAAAAUCAACUAGUUCUUGCAGUGGAGGAAAAGGUGGAAUUCAGAGCCGGUGAAGACACAGGCACACCAGAAAAAGAUGGGACUGUGGAUCGCCGUGCACUGACAGUAGAAGAGGAAGAAAASUUAGUCGUAAUGACUGAAGAUAAACGAACUGCGGCACUGAGGGGCGAAGACUUGCAAUCCAGAACCGGUGAAGAUAUGGACAGACCAGAAAGUCGUGUCACAGUCGAUCAAUUUGCUCUGACAAUGGGAGAGGUGGGAAGAGAAGUAAGCUUCAAAACAGGCAUUACUGUAGAUGACCACAAAGUAGGAGAAGAAGAAGUAGGAGAUUUGAAAUUCAGAACUGACGAAGAUACAGGCAGACGAGAAGGGGGUGUGCCACUUGAUCAGUAUGCUSGUCAAGUUGAAGGAGAACAAAAAGAAGCGUCGGACGAAGAUGGAGGUGCUCUGACUGGAGAAGAAAAAGAAGAAUCGAAGACCAGCGGAAUUGGUGAAGUUACAGUUAUACCAGGAAAAACGAGAUGUAGAACUGAUCAAGAAGUAGCCAGAUCAGAAAAUGAUCCUCAGCAAAUAGAAGGAAGAAAGAAUAUAUUCACAGAAGAGUGCAAGCCCAGAGAGUUUGAAGUUUUGGAGGAAGACAGGAAUAAUAUCUCAGACACAAAUAUUGAUCAAAUUGAAUUGAUCAUGAAUACCAAAGGUGAAGAAGAAAAAGAUUGUCCAGUUGAUGAUUCAAGCAUACAAAGAGAUGUAAAGAGCACUGAAAGUGAGAAUGAUGAGAAGAACCAAGGCUCCCGGAGAGAAAAUAACCCUCCCAUUGCCCCAUUUGAGGAAAAUGAAGGCAACAAAAACAUUGCCUCCCCAGUUGAUGAUUCCAAAUAUGGCAAGGUCUCUUCCCGAUGUUCAUCUUCAAAAGAUGAAAAACCGAAAUCAUUAAGCAUCCAAGGCAAAAUACUUGAUCGAGAUGCUUUUGCAGAAGAUCAACUCAAGAGCAAAACUGUCGAUGAAUAUGCAUUUUUGUUGAGUCGUUCAGCGGAAAGUGACUCGCAAAUCAUAAUUCAAAGCUUAGAAGACGAGGCCGUGUCGUUACCAUCCCAUAGUCAGCCUAAAAUGCCAUUACAUUUUGGUGAGCUAAACCCUCAGCAAGAUGAAGAUAAAUCAAAAAGAGCUCUAGAUGGUAUUUUAUGGAAGUAUGAUUUCCCAAGUAGACAAUGGAGGUAUAAUCAAAUUAUGGUAUACAUUGGGGAUCCAUUGGAACUCCARAAAGGAAUGGAAGGUGCUCAGAGAGAUGUAUUUGCUGUGGAGUUUAUAAAUCAAGAUGAACCUCUUCAAAGAUAUGUAGCAAAGAGGUACCGAAAGAAAAUCCACCAUCAGCAGUAUGAGAAUGACGUCUUAAGCCAGAUGACGGCCCGGCAUUACGUAGCGAUGUUUAACCAAGAGCUUUCUAAGGCAGCCGCAGGUGUAACCGUCGGAGAAAUCCAGUUUUUGCCGGUAGUUCUCCUCCAGUUGGUCAAYACUUCCGGUCACGUAACCGAUGUCUUAAAUGCUGAGCCAUACAUGUCUGGGGAGUUUACUAAAUUAACCAAUAACGUUGAUUGGAAAAACGAAAGAAGACGUACCGAUCUUGUGUUGGCCUACAGUCAUUUUACUUACCAAGCAUCAGACUGUAAAUUGAUUAUUGUUGAUAUUCAGGGUUGGGCACCACGCGAUAACAAGGGAUGCACUUUCUUAACAGACCCACAGAUUCACUCUCGAGUUUACAAAUGCUUUGGGACUGGUAACCACGGGAUAAAAGGGUUCGAGAAGUUUUGGACUGAGCUGCAUUCCGAAUGCAAUCAUAUUUGCAGGAUGCUUAAUCUUCGUAGGCCAUCAGCACAGUGAGAUAAGCUAUAUGUGCUAUUUCUUUGAAAACUCGUAUAAAGUCGUUGCUCCGAAAUUUAGGUGGGUGUGGUGAGUGGAUGCCGGUGUUUUGAACUGUUUUUAGUGAAAUCAAAUAUCAAAUGAAAUGCUAAAUAUUUUUAAUCAUUCAMUGUCUAAAAGCACUAUUCUAUUUUUAAUAUUGAAUAUACUAGAACGCACAUGUAGGAUAUAUAUAUAUAUGCAGGCCUCCUUACUGCUGAUGCAAGGUGAAUAUGCACCUCUAUUUCACGGCUCAAAUUUUUAACCUCGAUGACACUCACUGUAACUCGCUGUGAUUUCAAGGGAGCGAUCGUUUUGGCAACGUUACACCGUUUCGCAAAUCGUUYUGCGGU
This is a messenger RNA of Exaiptasia diaphana, 5269 nucleotides long. RefSeq lists its product as uncharacterized. Bases 336 to 4898 code for a protein of 1520 amino acids. The record is from RefSeq and is a predicted model, not a curated record. Gene Ontology annotation, biological process: protein phosphorylation. NCBI's taxonomy places the organism in Eukaryota, Metazoa, Cnidaria, Anthozoa, Actiniaria, Aiptasiidae. The transcript is spliced from 11 exons. Gene Ontology annotation, molecular function: protein serine/threonine kinase activity; ATP binding.